AUGGCUUAUCACGAGAACAAGGAGCUUCAGCCAAGUCUUUGCUCGGAUGUCGUUGGACGUCGUGUCUCGAAACCCGAAGCUCGUGUAUUUAGCUAUCCAGAACUCACAGACGUGGCACUUUCGACCAUCCAUAAAGUUCGCCCAGAGGACCUACUGCAGCCACUCGUGUCCCAUCGUCCCAAGGUCGACUCGUUACAGCUCAAAAAUGGUUCGGACGAGCGUUAA
Messenger RNA from Gamsiella multidivaricata, 225 nucleotides. RefSeq lists its product as uncharacterized. Lineage: Eukaryota; Fungi; Mortierellomycota; Mortierellomycetes; Mortierellales; Mortierellaceae. The record is from RefSeq and is a predicted model, not a curated record. The transcript has 2 exons. Bases 1 to 225 code for a protein of 74 amino acids.